This is a messenger RNA of Oncorhynchus kisutch (coho salmon), 1415 nucleotides long. RefSeq names its product MOB kinase activator 3A (gene mob3a). The transcript has 4 exons. NCBI's taxonomy places the organism in Eukaryota, Metazoa, Chordata, Actinopteri, Salmoniformes, Salmonidae. The record is from RefSeq and is a predicted model, not a curated record. The coding region runs from base 398 to 1048 and encodes 216 amino acids.
UGGUGCACGCCUCAUUGAGGUGCGCCACUCUGUCCUCGGGCGGUGUACAGUGACGUCUGAUCAAAGGAAGUUGGGUUUUUUUUUGGUAGGGAGGGGCUUAUUUUUGUUUCCUAAUAAAGUAUAGCCUUAGCGCUGUGAGUCGUAUUCUUAUACAUUAAUCAUAAUGUAGCUUUUGUUAUACAUUUGAAAACGAUUAGCAAAGUUUAUUUUAUUCAAGGGAACAUCGCUAAAGAAGGCUCAGUAAAGCGGAACAAAUUUGACCCUUCAACAGCCUCAGGACUAACAUCAUCUGUGAGAAAAAUAAAACCAGUGUGUAACAGCUCCACUGUUGUUGAUUUCUCCUCCAUCUAACCAGUAAAUAAUUCUUUAAGACAUAAACAAACUGCCACAUGCAACAAUGUCCAUGGCCCUGAAGCAAGUCUUCAACAAGGACAGGACAUUCCGGCCGAAGCGUAAGUUUGAGCCCGGGACACAGCGCUUCGAGCUGCACAAGAAGGCCCAGGCGUCUCUGAAUGCAGGCCUGGACCUGAAGCAGGCGGUAGCACUGCCCCAUGGAGAGGACCUGAAUGACUGGGUGGCCGUGCACGUGGUGGACUUCUUCAACCGCAUCAACCUCAUCUACGGCACCAUCAGCGACUCCUGCACCGACCAGACCUGCCCCGUAAUGUCUGGAGGGCCCAAGUACGAGUACCGCUGGCAGGACGAGCACAAGUACAAGAAGCCCACAGCCGUUCCAGCCCCAAAGUACAUGAGCCUGCUGAUGGACUGGAUUGAGGUACAGAUCAACAACGAACACAUCUUCCCCACCAACGUCGGUACUCCCUUCCCCAAGACCUUCAUGCAGGUAGCUAAGAAGAUUUUGUCUCGCUUGUUCCGUGUGUUCGUCCACGUCUACAUCCACCACUUUGAUCGUGUGAGCCAGAUGGGUGCAGAGGCCCACGUCAACACCUGUUACAAGCACUUCUACUACUUCGUAACAGAGUUCAACCUCACAGACCAUAAGGAGCUUGAGCCACUAAAAGAGAUGACAUCACAGAUGUGCCACUAAGGGAGCGCCACUGACCACUUGACACAUUCCCCCUUGAAGACUAGUUCCGUCCAUGUAGAAGAAUGAAACAGGAAACAUAAACCAAAUCUAAAAGAGUCUUUAUUUUUAUAAACAAGUACUGUAAUCUAUUUUAACCAUGUAGGUCUUUUUAACCAGGAACCUUGUAAGGCAUUCUGUUCCUUUUAAUGUUUUGAGCAUUUUAUCAGAGCACAGUAUUAAGAGAUCUUUCUUUUUUAAUUUGAAGCUGAAUCAUUCCUGUCAUUUAGUUGUUCUCAUAUCUUAAAAUAAUAUAUGUAUGUUUGUACAUAUCUAAGAUUGUAGUAUGUGGUGACAUUAAACAUACUCAUUCUAUGUUCCUACUCUAAAC